Vitrella brassicaformis is the source of this 403-nucleotide messenger RNA. The record is from the annotation of a GenBank genome assembly. NCBI's taxonomy places the organism in Eukaryota, Vitrellaceae.
GAAUCGCGCGGAGAUCUUCCCGCCUGUCACGUGUUGAUUGAGUCUGUCGGUGCGUCGAUUUUCGUCAUGAGCGCCAAGGAGGAGCCGAAGAGCUCUUCUGCUGCGGAGGAGGAGGCCAAGGAGGAGUCUGAGAAGGGCAAGGAGGAGGACAAGCCGAAGGAGAAGCCGCGGCCCAAGACGCCGCCCAAGAAGAAGUUCGAGCAGCCCAAGCCGGAGCUCGUCGACUGGCAGCACUACAUCUCCUGGAAGGUCAUCGGGACACCGGGCAGCAAGACGCGCACGCUCCAAAACUGACGGCUUACUCGACGGACGGCAUCACAUCAAGAGCAACCACAAGGCCAGACCACUCGUUUGUUGAUGUCUUGUCAGCUGGGAGGGAGCUGCGUGAUGGGCGGUGUCUGGG